UGAAUCAGAACCGAAACGAAAACGAAUGAAUAAUUUCUUUCAGGAAAAAAAAUAAAAAAAAUAACAACUGCUACGCAACGACCGAUUCCAAGCGUUCAUCGCCAUUUUUUUCUUUCUCCGAGCUCGAAUCCCCAAAUGGUGGAGGUGAUCACGACCGCCGAUGCGUCAUCGAGCUUCCGAUCGGCGGCAUCGGAGCCGUCCAUCAUCCCGUCCAACCUCCCUCUCCUCUCCGCGUUCCUCGCCUUCGCUCUCGCUCAGUUUCUCAAGCUCUUCACCACCUGGUACAAGGAGAAGAGAUGGGAUUCUAGAAGAUUGCUCGGGUCAGGAGGAAUGCCCUCUUCGCACUCAGCUACCGUGACAGCACUUGCAGCCGCUAUUGGUUUCGAAGAAGGGACCGGAGGACCCGCAUUUGCCAUUGCCGUCGUCUUGGCAUGUGUUGUAAUGUAUGAUGCUUCUGGUGUAAGACUCCAUGCCGGUCGCCAAGCUGAAUUAUUAAAUCAGAUAGUAUGUGAGCUACCCCCAGAACAUCCCGUCUCUAAUUGUCGACCUCUACGAGAUUCGCUCGGUCACACUCCAUUGCAGGUUGUUGCUGGUGGUAUUUUAGGAUGUAUAGUAGCAUUCCUCAUGAAGAAUUCUAGUUAGCAAAUUGGAUAACGAGAAAUUUAGGGGCAUAUUGGAUAUUUUUUUUCACCUUAAUGGUGGAUAGUGCUUCACUUUAUAAGACCCUUCAAGAAUCUGUAAAAAUCUUGAUUGAAAAGAGAUGAUUUGUUUAGAAUGACACUGAAAAACAAAGAGGACCAAAAAAAAAAAAAAAUGAAGUGAAUGUUUGUGGUCUCAAUUAUCUUGAUGUAAUCGUUAUCAAGUAAAAUGUAUAAAUAGUUCCCCACAA
Molecule: messenger RNA, 889 nt
Organism: Morus notabilis
Lineage: Eukaryota; Viridiplantae; Streptophyta; Magnoliopsida; Rosales; Moraceae
Exons: 5
Coding region: 136-642 (168 amino acids)
Source: RefSeq, a predicted model, not a curated record